Messenger RNA from Seriola aureovittata, 4188 nucleotides. RefSeq names its product P2Y purinoceptor 3. Gene Ontology annotation, molecular function: oxysterol binding; G protein-coupled receptor activity. Lineage: Eukaryota; Metazoa; Chordata; Actinopteri; Carangiformes; Carangidae. Gene Ontology annotation, biological process: G protein-coupled receptor signaling pathway. The coding region runs from base 389 to 1843 and encodes 484 amino acids. Gene Ontology annotation, cellular component: membrane. The record is from RefSeq and is a predicted model, not a curated record. The transcript is spliced from 2 exons.
GAAACUGGUGAGACUGUUCAGAGCAGCAGCAACAGGAGGUGAAAGCUGGAGUGGUUCAACUGUCAAGGUCACUGAUCCAGACCGCUACGACCCAGAUCACUGACCACAGCUGAUGUUUCCUGAAGGUUUUACAGGACCAGGUUCUGUGGUCCAGGCACUCUGCAGUCGGAGCCGUCUGGAGGUUUAUUCUGAUGGGAGACAGAACAGGAGCCAUAUGGAGUAGAAGUCAUCCCGGCACAGGUAAACACCCACAUGGAUCCAAAAUCAUCUGAAAAUCUACAGCUCAGGAACAUUAACACUGGAUGGUGCAGAGUACGAGGAUGACAGAGAAGAAGCUUGACAGAAUCCCAGGCGUACAAGUCUCAGCCUUGUUCAAAUCCUUCCUCACAUGAAAAUUACUUCAGUCCUCACAAUGUCAUCCAGAGGUGGGCUUCCUCCCAAUAUCAGUGUCCCAGUCCUCCAUGAGGUCCUUAGUUCCUCACCCUCCUCUUCUCCCUCCAUCACGUCUCCAUCUUGCAGCAUAGAUGAGUCCUACAAGUACAUCUUCCUCCCCAUCUGUUACUCCUUCACCUUCAUCUUCAGCAUCCUCCUUAACUCUGUCGUCCUCUUCCGUUCCUUCCGCCAGACCAAACGCUGGAACGCCUCUCUGAUCUACAUGGUCAACCUGGCCUCCACGGACUUCAUGUACGGCCUGUCGCUGCCAUUCCUUGUGGCCAGUUACAUCAUGCGUGACCGCUGGAUCUUUGGGGACUUCAUGUGCCGCCUGGUCCGUUUCCUCUUCUACUUUAACCUCUACUGUUCCAUCUUCUUCCUCACUUGCAUCUCUGUCCACAGGUACCUUGGUAUCUGCCACCCAAUGAAAGUCAUCACACUGGAGACCAAGAAGGCUGUCAAGUGCACUUGUGUCCUAGUUUGGAUUGUGGUUUUUGCUCUGACCUGCCCUAUCUUCCGGUUUGCUCAGACUGGUCAUGUGACAAGAUCUGGGGGGCCUGGCACCAAUGCAAGCAGUACUGGCAACCCAAGCCAUGAGAUAUCAUUGAUAAAUGGUAAUGCAAGCCAUGGUAACUUGGGAGGGGUCACUGAGGAGUACCAGAACUGUUGGGACGAUGCCAUUGAUAAGGAGUUUCCUGAUUAUGUACCCUAUGGCAUCAUACUCCACCUGCUGGGCUUUUUUGUACCCUUUUCCAUAAUAGCUUGGUGUUACUCUCACGUUGUUCUGACCAUAUUCAGGACUCUGCAUUCACGGCCCUCAUCCCGCAGAGGUCCAAGAGAAGGAGGACAUGAAGGAGUGGACAGAACAAGAACAAGCCCUGUGAUAGUUGGGAGGGAAAGAAGAGGAAGCAAUGGACUGUCAAGGCCAGUGAGAAGAGAUGAAGGGAUUUCCAUUUUUCUUGGCGCCCACUCUCCAUACGCCAAUCGCAGACGUAAAUCUAUCAAAACCAUUAUCACCAUCACCCUCCUCUUUGCUCUGUGUUUCUUCCCCUUUCAUGUUACUAGAACCAUCUUCCUCCUGUUGAAGGUGACUAACAGAGUCCCCUGUCACACCAUGACCAUGGUCUCCAUGUGCUAUAAGAUUACGAGGCCUUUGGCAUCAUUCAACGCAUGGCUCAAUGCCCUCCUUUACUUCCUGACCAAAGACAAGGGUGGAGCUCACUGCUGCCAGAUAGUAAACAGCAAUACCAGACAACAUGCUGGGCUUCUGUUGCCCCUGAGGAUGAUGGGAAAAGGAGAGGAUCCAGAGGAGGGAGGGAUGGACGAUGGAAUUGACAAUAAGGAGAAUAAAGCAUUUCAUAACAGUCCGUCAUACAUGAAAAGAGCCAAAGUCAGGUAUAUAGUUGAAUGAAUGUUUUUAGAGAGAGAGAUGAGAGAUGAAUGCACUGUAGGUUUUCUUUUACUGGAAAAAUUAUCAUAUUUAAUAUGAGCACUGCAGCUAAAGCAGUGAUUCAAAAUGACCUUCUUAUUUCUAAUGUUUUAAAGUUACCUGGUUGGUAAAUGCAAGAUGAAUGCAAAUGUAACACCUCAUCCAGGUGAAUCUCUUAUUGUGUUGUGGUGUAUAUUUAUGAUGUGUGUUACACUGGGAUCCCUAACUUCUGUCUAAAUGUCAUCCAACCAGAUCUAGAGGAAAAAACCCUGUUCAAAUGGCUACAAUCAAAAGGCGAGGGUGAGACACACUGACUGCUCAGAUGGGCAUAUGGGUACAUUUUCAGUCUCUCUGUGAAAGCGCUCACAGUGUUUAACAGAAGUAAUCCUGUGAAGUAUGAAAAGACAGAGCCUGCAUACUCUCACAACUUUGUACACCUUGCCAGUUGCUGUUGUUAAGUGAUCGUGUGAGUUCAUGUCUGCACCAUUAUCCCUGUUUGUGCAAGUAAUUAUGCCUCGCCCUGUCAAUGAUGGCAGGCUAAAAGUUUCAGACUCUGUUAGACAAUCUGACAAUCAGUGUUGGGCAAGUUACUUCAAAACUCUAACUAAUUACUCAUUGGAAAAAUUAUUAUAUUACUUAACUAAUUACAAAAGUAAUGUGUUACAUUAGUUACUUUACUUUCAUAACUCAGCCCAACUUUUAACCUGCUCCAAAGCCUUCACACUUGCACGUCAUAUCUUUGGUAUUUAACAAGUGUAGAAACAGAAAAAGAAAUUGUGGUCUAAUGAGCAGUCAGACUUACUGACUAAUCACCAGCCUCAGUGACAGCAUGGUUACACAACCUUCAACUCUAGAUAAAACUGCUGACUCUAGGCAUACUCAUGGCUAACACUAACAAGAACACACAAUAUGUAAUAAGACAACCUUGGAAUUACCAGGAAUCAUAUUUUUGCUCAUUUGGUAGAGGCACUGCCUGCCCCCAUUCACUGAUGAUUCACAGUUAUGAGAUAGGUUUUCACUGCCAUUCAGUCUUCAAAUAUUUUUCUACCAAACACAGUGAUGAUCAUAUGAUGUGAUGAUGGUAUGGUCAUUUGAACCACUUGUUUGACAGGAAGUGCUUGGCAGAUCAGCAUCUGAAGCCCCUCCCCUCACACCUCUGUGAUGUCAGGGUUUGUCGGGCUGCUUCUGACAGUUUUUAUCACUCCCUGAACCUGAUGUAUGAAGGGUUUGAAUCUCUGUUUUUGUUCAUUCUUCACAUGAUUAAUUCAGUUAAUAUUUGUGUGUACAGCUACACUAUGAAUCCCUUCAACAGAGAGACUGAAAAGUGUGCUUCAUUAUCCCUGUUUGUGCGACUCAUCAUGCCUUGCUCCUGUCAAUGACGGAAGGCUUUUCACGCCACCUUCAAAUGUAGCCAUUCAGAACAACUUUAAACCCUUACACUCUGCUAUCAAUAUAGAUUUAACCACCAACGAAGACAAAACUGACUGAAUUUUGAUUCAUGCCUUCACUUAUUCCAGACUUCAGCGUUUUUUGUGUUUUUCUCUUGUACAGCCCCAGUCAUCUGUCAAAAACCUAAACAGAAAAUUUGAUCACUUUUUACCAGCCUCAAUCCAUCUCUACUGCCAGCGUCAGAGCAGAUGUAAAAAAAAAACUCUGCCUUUUAGAUCUCAGUACACCAGUUACACCUGUAAAUACUCUUCAUUCUGUUCAUUUUCUGCAGUGGCCUUGACCUUAAGUCUUCCCUCUUGCCUUAGAAAGCUUCUUCAUUGGAAACACAUUAUGUAGAACCGACUGCAGCUUAUUUGACUGGUUCACCACAUCUGUAACCUUCAUCCUAGAUUUUACCAUUUUUAAUCUUCAUUGUUUUAUCAUUUUAUAAUUAACAUUGUCACCAGUUUUGUAGUUAUUACUGUUUCACUUUCUGUGUCUCAAUUCAGGGGUCAUAUCCUUCGAAGGACGCGGUCUACGAAGGCCUUUAGCCAUUGUCAACUGUCAUGGCUAAACUAAAAUGAGGUGGUCCGAGCUAGAGAGUUUUGAAAAUUGAUUCCGUAGUGAUCAUAUAAUCCAUCGAUGAUAGUGAUGAAUCUUGGGAUAGAUUGGGCCACAUCCGUUGCCUGGGAAAACAAAGGACGCAUUUCGCUGCUACAUUUAAAGGAACCUUUGAAAUGGGAGGCCCCUGAACUGAGACACAGCUCCUGUCUUAUCUUAAUGGUGUAUUGAUGCAGCAUACAAUGUUAGUACUCCUGCUAAUAUUGUUUUUUGUAAAUAUGAUUCACCUUAAGUGUGAUAAUGCACUCAAAUAAAUCUUGAUUUGACUUAAACCUAAA